Siniperca chuatsi (mandarin fish) is the source of this 6025-nucleotide messenger RNA. RefSeq names its product GRB2 associated, regulator of MAPK1 (gene garem1). Lineage: Eukaryota; Metazoa; Chordata; Actinopteri; Centrarchiformes; Sinipercidae. Gene Ontology annotation, molecular function: proline-rich region binding. The record is from RefSeq and is a predicted model, not a curated record. The transcript is spliced from 6 exons. Gene Ontology annotation, biological process: epidermal growth factor receptor signaling pathway; cellular response to epidermal growth factor stimulus. Bases 548 to 3160 code for a protein of 870 amino acids.
UCUUUCAGUUAUCAGCAUCACUGCCACACUUUACAGUAAUGUUACAAACUAGAACUUCCGGUAGAUACGUUAUAAAAUACAUCGCUCGCGAACAGCCAAUAAACCAUUAGCAAAUACCAUGCACUCUAGCACGCAAUAUCUUACUCAGUAUUGUAAGGCAAUUGAACCAUUUCACGAAGAAAGUAUGAUACGUUUUUUUUGUGCUGUUCACUAUCUUGUGUACCCCAAAGUAAAUAAUACUCUUAUUUUAAAAAAGAAAAAACGUAUUUCCGUUAUUCGUCUGGUUAACUCUAGCCUAGACGUUGCCUUGAUGCAGGCAACCGUCGCUAGCUAAACAAACAUGGCUCUGCUACAUUGUCAGACAACGGACCUUAAUGAUACGUAGACAAAUAAAAAGGGAAAUAUGCGACGAUUAAUAAGAAGCGUACCAAGUCUAAAUCUGUAGAUGGAGAGCUGAUAUAUUAUUAAGUUUGUUAGCUUAGCUUAGCCUUUUGUGACCGUGUUUACACAUUGCUAGCUCUCCAGUUGGCUAAUGUAAGCUAGCAAAAUGGACCUUGGAACAAUGUUGUACAACAAUUUAAAAGAUGUUACAUGGAGCACGACGUCCCUGCCAUUAGAUCAACUUGUCAGUGCUUAUAGGUUGCCUCAAAUUGUCAAGCUGGAUAACGGUCAGUUGGUUGAAGGGCUCAGAGACAAUGACUACCUCUUGAUUCAUUCCUGCCGUCAGUGGACGACUAUUACUGCUCACAGUCUGGAGGAGGGACACUAUGUCAUUGGGCCCAAAAUAGAGAUCCCAGUGCACUAUGAAGGUCAGUUUAAGCUACUGGAGCAGGACAGAGAUGUCAAGGAGCCUGUGCAGUACUUCAACAGCGUGGAGGAGGUCGCCAAAGCAUUCCCAGAGAGGGUAUACGUCAUGGAAGAAAUCACUUUCAAUGUUAAGAUGGCUUCGGGGGAAUGCAAUGAAGACACCGAAGUUUACAACAUUACACUAAGCACCGGUGAUGAACUGACAUUAAUGGGCCAGGCUGAGAUCCUAUAUGCUAAGACCUCCAAAGAAAAAUCAAGAUUCAACACCAUUUUUAAGAAGAUUGGGAAGCUAAACUCCAUCAGUAAGAUUGGUCGAGGCAAGAUGCCUUGCUUGAUCUGCAUGAACCAUCGCACCAAUGAGAGCAUCAGCCUGCCUUUCCAGUGCAAAGGCAGGUUCAGCACCUGUAGUCCACUGGAGCUUCAGAUGCAGGACGGCGAGCACACCAUCAGGAACAUUGUGGAGAAAACCCGUCUCCCGGUCAAUGUCACAGUACCCAGCAGUCCACCCCGCAACCAGCACGACCUCCACCUCAUCCGUGAGGGUCAUCGCUACAAAUUGGUCAACAUUCAGACGAAAACAGUGGUUGUGUGCUGCAUUCUGCGAAGCAACAAAAUUAUCCCCAUCCAUUUUCCCUUUCAUAUGGCCAUGCCUAGAUUUAUUAUUCCAGAGGAACUGCUGCAAGGCGAGUUGUGGCUAGACACUAUGGUACACCGCUGGAUCUCCUUCUGCCAGGAGCAGUUUGACAUAGACGACUAUUCUCGCGCCGUCCGGGAUGUGCGGACAGACUGGAACGACGAUGGUAAGAGCCCUAAGAAAAACAGUGGGAACGGUAGCUGCUGUGGAAGCAGCGGAGGCAGCGGCAGCUCCAACGGGUGUCUCAACCACAUGCAGAUUCCCAGCUCUUUAACUUACGCCCGGGAUGAACUCACCCAGUCCUUCCACCGACUAUCUGUGUGUGUGUACGGCAGCAACCUGCACGGUAACAGUGAGGUCAAUUUGCAGGGCUGUAUGACACUAUGUGGAGAUUGGGCUCUCCUGCCCUCCGAUAGCAUCCCCUCAGACUCAGGAGAAAAUGAACACUUUUUCCCCGAGCUGUUGGAUAGCACAAACCAACAACCGUCCCUCAACAAGUCGGACGUUCCCUAUGAGGAGCUGUGGUUGGAUCACUUGAGAAGUCAGAUCCCAAAACCUUCUUUAAGUGAGGAAAUUCGAGGCAUCAACAGUGGCUGUGGUACAACCGCAGCCCUGUCAUACCCAGACACUUGUCCUCUCGGGGCAGUAACCAGUUCAGAUGUGUCUCUUACUCCACCACCGGUCCCACCCAAGUCUGAAGCUGUGAAGGAAGAAUGCCGUCUUUUGAAUGCCCCACCAAUUCCUCCACGGAGUUUGAAACAGAUGCCAUCAGUGCCCAUCCUGUCAAAGCCACGGCAGCAAGAGACACGGUCUCCAAGUCCAACCCUCUCCUAUUACUCUUCUGGUCUCCACAACAUUAGUGGAGCAUGUGAGCAAGAGGCGGCCGACCCACAAGAGCAAAGUCACGUGUGCUACCCCUGUAACUGGGGUAAAUCCAACAGCACUGAGCCAAAUGCUACGUUGCCCAGUGGUAGCCUGCCAUCGGAUGGGAUGUCCUCCAGGUUGUCUUGGCCAAAUAACUUCAGUGGAGGAGAAACCCAUGGCAUGGAGGAAUUUCUGCCAGCCAGCUGUCGAAGCUACUACAGUUACCCCAGAAAGAGAUCCCCGAGCACCCCAAAAACCUGUACAUCCAGCCUUGUUGACUUUGAUGGCCGAGAGCACGCACACAGCAGCAAGGACUUCAGGUUGCAGAAAGCUUCUCUGAAUCAGUUCUGCGCCAAAUCUUCAAGUUACAAUUCAGAAAUGUACAGAGACAAGCCGAUAGAAGAAUCUAACACUAAGCAGAGCCUCUCUUGCCCCAUCUUACCGCCAAGAACGCCAAAAUCAAAUGCCAUAAAGACGUGCACAGAUUUACUGUCAGGAUCAGUCUGUGACAGUGAGCAGGAAACUUCAAAUUGCUCACUUGCUCAACAUGAGCAGGGCACAAAAGAGAUAUAUUCCAUCUCUGACUCAUUAACUCCUAACUGUCCAUCCUUUUCUCCCACUGCACAGUGGCAGCCCCCGUCCAGUCUGGCUGGUCUUUCUAUUGAAGAGGUGUCCAAAUCUCUGAGGUUUAUUGGCCUGCCAGAUGACAUUGUUUCUCUUUUUGUGUCUGAGAAGAUUGAUGGGAAUUUACUCCUGCAGCUCACUGAGGAGAUUCUGUCUGAGGACUUCAAGCUAAGCAAACUGCAGGUGAAGAAACUCAUGCAGUUCAUAAAUGGGUGGAGACCCAAGAUAUAACUAACAGUAUGUGACACUAAAUCUUGUUAUAAAGCAGAGAAAGUCAUGCCUUCAGUAUAUAUGCUAUGCACACCAAGCCACAAAGAGUUUCUCUUUGUAUAAUAUGAAUUUAUUUCCUUUUACUAUAUUGCGGGUAAUAUUUCCCAGCCCACAGCAGUCUAUGACUGUUAUUUACUUACUGAAUGGAAUCAUUUGGCACUUUCAACCCUAACCCCUCACCCAAAGCCUACAAGUGUUCAUGUUGUUACACAGAUCCUAAUUUAAGCCACCAAAUUUAAAGGAAAACACUGAUGUGACAAGGAGAGGAAAACAUAAUUAAGAGCUUCCUUGAUGAGGACAUUGUAUGAUUCUGUUCUUAAAGGGGAUUUUUAAAAGAGCACAAAACCAAGAGGUAUGUAGUAUAGUACAAGUUGAUUAUUUACCAAAUGAAAAAAUUAUGUAAAAACACAUUUCGAUUUUAUAGUGGAUACACAGUUGGAAAUCUGGAUUCGGCAACCCCCUCCCAAGCAUGCAAUCAUAUGAUGUACGCACAGUUUUUUGUUUUUUGUAUGGGAUUCAUUCCUGCACCUUUUACACAAGGCCAGGGAUGUGAUAGAGAAUGUUGCUGCAAGUGCAUUUCUAAACAUGAAUCAAAACAGUCAGUUUAAUUCACUACUGUUGAACGAAGUCAAGACCUGUUUACCGCUAACCGGUAUUAAGAUAUACUUUUGUUCUUUCAAAAAUCUACCCUUUUGAGCUUCCUAAGCUGUAUGUUUGGUCUGCAUCAGUGAACAGUCUGUGGUAUCAUACUGAUGUUCACUUCAUUAGAAAAUGAAUUGGGAAAAAUGAGACUAGGGGAGCUGUGACAUUACAGAAUAUGAUUUCAUUUUACAGCUCUAAAUAGAUUUUUUUUUUAUAAAUCCUUUAAUUUUUGAAGACAGGUAUGUUGGAUAAAAACAAAAACAUCAGCUGUUAAUGUAACUGAAGAAGCAGGUGUCUGUCCAUCAAUCAGACAUCCGGUAAGACUGUUGGUUUACCAUCGACUUUUAGAAGAUAAAGUGUUGCAUACAUUUAAAACUUCUGGACUUUGUUGGCCAUCAGAAAUCCCAUCUGCAUUCUUGGUGUGAUAUUCUACUUCACGGAACUAUGCUACUAAGAGCGAGCCAAAUCAAAUGAUUAUCAUGGUCUCUCAUGUGCUGAAGAUGUUGUAUGUGUCAACUCUACUUAUGCAAGGUCUUAUUUCUGUUUGAUGCCUUUUUAAUCUAAAGUUGAAUUCAGCUAUAUUACUACUGGCAUUAACCUAAAAUAUCUCUGUUAAAAACAACUUGAGUUUAUUUGACUAAAACUGAAAAAGACUGACUGAGGCCUAACAAAAUGAUGUCCUUACUCUAAAACUAACAUUUAAAAAACAGAGAUAACGGACCAUGACGUUCUACAUAAAAUACAAAUAAUGCAUCAUGCACUUUGGCUGAUUUCAGCCUGAUUAACUGCAGUUAAGGUCAUUAAAUAUAAACCUAUAAAAGAGUGUCUAUGUAUAGAGUGAAUGAACUACAUGCCUUUUUAAAACUAAAAUGGUACUUCUCCUUUGUUCUCAUUGUAUGUAUUGUAAGUGUCCUCUAAUGCAAGAAACAAAAAAAAAAACAAAAAAAGCUUUUCUGCGCUUUAACCCAGAGACCUUAAAAUAUAUAAUAUUUCACUUUGGCUUAACAUUUUCAUGUAGUCAGCCUCUUGUCUUGAGAAUAUACUCACACAUAAACAUCGCUACGUGAGCAUCCGGAUGCAUGUAUUUCCUGGCACCCUGAGAGACAUGUAUGCUAAAAUUGAUAAUGAUCUGCUAAAAUGAAAUAUUGGUUUAUAUUGGUACCAAACUUUUUUUUCCUAGAUUCAGAGUUGAUUUAUUUAUGCAGCUAUUUAACUCAUUUAACAUAAUGCAAAAAUAUGCAGAAUAGACCGUUUGUAUGGCUGAUAUAUGAAGGUGCCUCAGCAAUAACAGCCUUACCACAACCCAGGUCUGAUCUGUUGGCCAACAGCUGUUGUUUUUUUUCCCCACUGACACUUGUUGCAGUGGGGUGUUACAUAUUUUACUUAAUAUUUUUUAUUUUUUAUGCAAGUGCAAAUUUAUUGUAAUUUUUUUUUUUUAAAGAAAGUGAUUACUAAUGUUGAAAUUAUUUUUAUUGAGAAAAAAAGCUUAUGUUCAAAUUUCUGUUUUUGUAUUCCGUACAACACUUAGGCCACGAGGAAAACCCUGCAAGCUUCAGUCACACUACAUGGACAGUGAGCCAAAAAAUAAUGUUAAUAAGCCACUUGUCCAGAUAAUUUUCCAGAAUUCCUUGUAACUUCGUCACAUUAUCCACAUUUUUUAUGGAGAAUGGCAUGUGUCCCUUGACACUAUUAUUACUGUAUAUGGUGGUUAAUGUCCUAUGCAAUACGCUGCAAAGAGACCAAGGGAAGAAACAACUAAGCAAUGCAGUGACAAUAAAAGGCAAUGGAGUAUAUGUAUAUUGAAAUUGCCAGUGUUAAUUUCAGGGGAAUGAAAAUCCAAAGGAAUUCUCCAUCAAUCUCCAGUCAAUCAUUAUACUUGAAUAAUUCUGAGAUGUAAACUGUGAACACACUACAACAACUGACCCAGUCCCAUUAAUACACCAUCAUCAACCAGUUAAUACGAAAGGGUAUUCCAUCUUGAUAAAACCUGUCAACUCUGGACUGAGGCCUACAUGAAUUAUUGCCAUUUCCUGUGCAAAAAGGAGAGAAUUGACUGUGACAAUGGGUUUGAUAACAUUAUAUUGGUCAGCAUUACUGAAAUCUUGAGUUAUGGACAGUUAUCUUUCAACUCAACUCGUUUCCCUAUUUUUGAUUGUAUAAUCUAUUAAAAAUGGAUUAACUGAU